AUGGCUCCAAAAGUAUCUGUUGGUGAUGCUGAACCUUACAGCUUGGAGCAUUUGAAAGAUAUGGCCGACAACUUUGAUUUCUUAAUUGACGAGACUAUGUACGGGAGAUUGUUCGACGAUAAUGAAUCCAAAGUUAUUAUCAAAACAUGGGAUUUCUUUGUUCCAUGUCGCGCCUGCUAUAGUGAUCAUCCAUCAAGAUUUUGUGUAUGUAUUCGCACAUUGAAAGCUGAUGUUUACAUCUUUGGUGUUCUACUUGUGGAGUUGAUUGCCAAUAAGGGAAACAUUCCUAUUCCACACUGCGACUGGAUUGGUCUGAUGCUGCUCCAACGUGGAAGAAGAUCGAUCGUAGAUAAAUCACUUCUGCAAGAUAACGAUGAACUGGCUAAUAGCAUCACGAGAAUAGCAGCAGCAUGUUUGGACGAGGAUCCAAUUGCGCGCCCAGAUAUGAAGGAUGUCUUUGCCCGACUUGUCCAAUUUGGUAAAGGGAGCAACUCGAAUAAUAAGGUAGAAGAAAACUAG
Molecule: messenger RNA, 519 nt
Organism: Nicotiana attenuata
Lineage: Eukaryota; Viridiplantae; Streptophyta; Magnoliopsida; Solanales; Solanaceae
Product: cysteine-rich receptor-like protein kinase 27
Exons: 2
Coding region: 1-519 (172 amino acids)
Biological process (GO): protein phosphorylation
Molecular function (GO): ATP binding; protein kinase activity
Source: RefSeq, a predicted model, not a curated record